AUGGUCAAUUUAACUCAUGAAAACAAAGAAGAAACAACAACACCUACAGAAAUGCUCCCGGCACGUUUGGAGAAAAAUGAGUGUGUCCAAAACUCUAAAGAUGAUGCAGAUAAAGACCUCGCUGUUCCAGUCCAGCUGAAAAUUAAGUUCCUCAGUGCUUUGAGGGCAAAAGACCUCCAGCAGGCCAAAAGACUGUGCCGGAUGAUUCUCGUCUUUGAUCCACAUCAUCCAGAAGCUUCUGAGUUCCUCCCUCUGAUCCAGAGGAAGCUGCUUGAGGAGAAACGCGCAAACCAGGAUAGUGACGACAACGAAUGCGAUGACGACAAUGACUCAAGUGAUGAAGAAUCAUCUCAGAAUUCCGAAUGCUUAUCCUCACCAUCAGAUGAGGAUGCUGAAAGUGGGCAAGAAAGUUAG
Nerophis lumbriciformis (worm pipefish) is the source of this 414-nucleotide messenger RNA. Lineage: Eukaryota; Metazoa; Chordata; Actinopteri; Syngnathiformes; Syngnathidae. The record is from RefSeq and is a predicted model, not a curated record.